Helianthus annuus (common sunflower) is the source of this 2596-nucleotide messenger RNA. Its product is annotated as 6-phosphofructo-2-kinase/fructose-2,6-bisphosphatase. The coding region runs from base 176 to 2398 and encodes 740 amino acids. Gene Ontology annotation, molecular function: starch binding; fructose-2,6-bisphosphate 2-phosphatase activity; 6-phosphofructo-2-kinase activity. The transcript is spliced from 23 exons. Gene Ontology annotation, biological process: fructose 2,6-bisphosphate metabolic process; fructose metabolic process. The record is from RefSeq and is a predicted model, not a curated record. Gene Ontology annotation, cellular component: cytosol. Lineage: Eukaryota; Viridiplantae; Streptophyta; Magnoliopsida; Asterales; Asteraceae.
ACCCCACCCCUAAAUAUCCACCCCCAAACACCACUACUCACCACUCUUGAGUCUUAUCAAAACCUCCAUCUCACAAUUCCAAUCUUUUCUUGUUAAACCUUCAAACCCCAUGUGGGUUCUCUUCCAGGUUCACCAACUCAGCCACUAGUUUCAUCAAAAUCACAGCUUUACAGCAAUGGGUACUGGCACUUCAAGGAAUCUUGACAGCAGCUCUCAUGGCAGUGGAGAGGAGAAAGAUGGUGGUCAACUCUAUGUUUCUUUGAAGAUGGAGAAUUACAAUGUCAAAGGAGACCUUGUUCCUCAUGUUUAUGGCUCUGUUCCUCUUGUUGGUUCUUGGGAUCCUUCAAAAGCUCUUCCAAUGGAACGCGAGUCAACCUCAAUGUGGGAAUUAAGUUUUGUUGUCCCUCCUAAUCAUGAAACUUUGGACUUCAAAUUCUUAUUGAAGCCGAAAUACAACAAUGUGCCGUGCAUAGAGGAGGAAGGCCCGAACAGGCAGUUCAUGGGUGGUACCUUGCAAGGCGUUGCACGUUUGGCGGUUUUCACGUUUAAUACAGAUGAGAUUCUUGAAUAUCAAGUGUUCAUUAAGGCCAACAGGGUCUCACCGUUUGAUCUUGCCGCUAGUUGGAGAGCUUAUCAAGAAAAUCUUGAACCCUCCACUGUUCGCGGGAUUCCCGACGUCAGCAUAAAUUCGUUGCCUGAGGGUGUCGAGAAUGGCUCUUCAACCAGUUUGGACCUUGAUCUUGAACAAUAUUUAGUUCCGGCCCCUGCAACUUCUGUCGUUUACGCUGCUAAUAUGACCGAGACUCCACGAUCUCUUAAAAAAGGUGGAGCGUUUUCCAGUGCUGACGUGUCAAACAAAGACACAAGUGUUUCUAACGAUCGUCCCGCAACCAUAAAGGAAAUGGAAGUUGUUAUCCCGGACCCACCUAAGCUGUUUCAUCUACCUGGCAUGGUUGAAUCGAAAUCGGUGGGUACAAUCUCACCAAUACAAAAGCAAGAUAGUUAUAAAGCGCUUUAUGUGGAUAGAGGUGUGGGGUCACCUCGGUUGGUCAGAUCAGCGAGCGCACAUACUUUGACCACUGCUGGUAAACCUGAUUCAGGAGCCAAGAACAAGAUUCCAGCGGCUGCUGGGGCUGUUGCAGCGGCAGCUGUUGCUGAUCAAAUGCUUGGACCGAAAGAAGAUAUGCAUCUGGCCAUUGUUUUGGUUGGGUUGCCAGCUCGUGGCAAAACUUUUACGGCUGCUAAACUUACAAGGUAUCUCCGUUGGUUAGGACACGACACGAAACACUUUAAUGUUGGCAAGUAUCGACGGCUCAAGCAUGGAACUAAUCAGAGUGCUGAUUUUUUCCGGGGUGAUAAUACAGAAGGCAUGGAAGCCCGAAAUGAGGUAGCAGCUCUAGCAAUGGAUGAUAUGACAGCUUGGAUGCAAGAAGGUGGCCAAGUAGGAAUAUUUGAUGCCACAAACAGCACUAGUGAGCGAAGGAAUAUGCUUAUGAAAAUGGCUGAAGGCAAAUGCAAGAUCAUAUUUUUGGAAACAAUCUGUAAUGACCGCCAAAUAAUUGAAAGAAAUAUCCGACUCAAGAUUCAACAGAGUCCCGAUUAUGCUGACGAGCCAGAUUUUGAAGCUGGGUAUCAGGACUUUAAAUGUAGACUUGAUAAUUACGAGAAGAUUUAUGAGCCGGUUAAUGAAGGCUCAUAUAUUAAAAUGAUCGAUAUGGUUAGCGGCCAUGGGGGCCAGAUACAAGUGAACAACAUCAGUGGUUAUCUUCCCGGCCGAAUUGUGUUUUUCUUGGUGAAUACGCAUUUGACGCCUAGACCGAUUUUGCUUACAAGGCAUGGUGAGAGUCGUGAUAAUGUGAGAGCAAGAAUUGGUGGUGACACUCCCUUAAGUGGAAAUGGGGAGCUUUACGCCAAAAAGCUUACUAAUUUCGUUGAGAAGCGACUAAAAAACGAACGGGCUGCUUCUAUAUGGACAAGCACGUUGCAACGAACAAUUAUAAGUGCAAAUCAAAUUGUUGGCUUUCCAAAGAUACAAUGGCGUGCACUUGAUGAGAUAAAUGCUGGUGUAUGCGACGGUAUGACUUACGAAGAGAUAAAGAAGAAUAUGCCUGAUGAAUACGAAUCAAGGAAGAAAGAUAAACUCAGGUAUCGGUAUCCUCGUGGAGAGUCGUAUCUCGAUGUGAUACAAAGGUUGGAGCCAGUUAUUAUCGAGCUUGAACGACAACGUGCACCCGUCGUAGUUGUAUCUCACCAGGCUGUUCUAAGAGCUUUAUAUGCCUAUUUUGCUGAUAGGCCAUUGCAUGAAAUUCCACACAUAGAGAUGCCACUUCAUACGAUAAUCGAGAUACAAAUGGGAGUGACCGGUGUGCAAGAGAAACGGUACAAACUCAUGGAUUGAUUGAUGAUCAUGGAAAUCAAGAAAUGAAUUCUUGAUCCUGUUUGAAGGAACUCUGGGUAUAUGUAUAAUAUAGAAACAUCUGUUAAUGGAAGGAUAACAUAUAUUCAUAGUGGCUAUCUUGCUUCAUGUAAAUUGAACAAAAAAUUUUCUUUUUCUGGAAGGUGAAAAUGGUCAUUUUUCAAUGAAAUAUCUAGAUCA